GUAUACCAUUCAAAAAACAUAUCUUAAUUAUUUUUAAUUUUUAAUUAUUUUUUAUUUUGGUUUAAAUGCAAACAUCAACAUGCACUUUCUAUUAUUUAACCGAAGUAAAUUGUCGCGUGUAGUCCAUUUAACAGUGAUUAAUGAAAUAUUUUAAAUAAUUUAUGUUGGUCUAAGCAGACUGAUAAGAUUAUGUAAACACGGAACCAAUACAAAUAAAUUUAGAGGAACCAUAUCACGAAGCACAUUUUGGUGUGAACAAACGCUUGUAUUUGUCUAAAAUUUGAAAAAGUUAAUGGAAAAUGAACGGGUUUAAUGGAUGUAAUGAUAUAAUUGAGGAAGAUGUCAAGAUUUUUAUUGGGAGUAUUAUACAUUGUACCAAGCCUUUUGUCUUGGAGGUAAUAGAAGAUGGAUUUGUGAUUGUUGAAGGAAAAAAAAUAAUCGUAGUCAAUAAAAAUAUAUCACAACUGGAGAACGUGAAAAACCAACUAAACAUUACUAGUUGCAAGGAGAUAAGGUUAACGAAAACGCAGUUGUUAAUUCCUGGUUUAAUUGACACGCAUAUACAUGCACCACAGUACCCAAAUGUCGGUCUUGGUUAUGAUAAACCGCUUUUGGAGUGGUUGGAACAUUACACUUAUAAGUUGGAGAGGAAAUUUAGAGACCAAAAGUUAUCCAAAGCAGUAUUUAAUGCAGUAGUGAAAAAGACUCUAAGCUAUGGUACAACUACAGCCACAUACUUUGCAUCACUUUUUGGAAACAGUUCAUUGCUUCUGGCAGACGCGGCCAUCCAACAUGGUCAAAGAGCCUUCGUUGGUAAAAUAAACAUGACCAAAUUGGCACCUGAUGAUUAUAUUGAAACUCCUCAAGAAACUGUAGAAAACACCAUAAAGUUUAUUAAUGAAGUUAAUUUCAGAGGGUGUGAUCGCGUUAAACCAAUAAUAACUCCAAGAUUUGCUCCAAGUCUGGAGUUUGAAACAAUGGAACAAUUGGCUGAAAUAGCCCGUGAAAACAAUCUAAACAUACAAACACACAUAUCGGAAAACAAGGAAGAAAUCAAACUCGUCAAAGCACUUUUUAGAUCCUCUUCGUAUGCCAGUGUCUAUUAUCAAUCUGGAUUACUAACACCAAAGACUGUAUUAGCACACGGUGUCCAUUUGACUGAUGAAGAGUUAACAUUACUGGCUCAAACCGGUUCUUCUAUUUCACACUGUCCAGAUUCAAAUACGUGUCUUAAGUCUGGACUUUGUGAUGUCAAAAGACUUGUCAGUAAUGGAAUUAAGGUUGGGUUGGGUACAGAUGUCUCUGGAGGCCCUUCUCCAUCUAUAAUCCAAGCCAUGCGAUCAGCAAUACAGACUUCAAUCCAUAUUUCACAUAGCAAGGAAGACUAUGAUCCUUUAACGUAUUGCGAUGUGUUCUACUUGGCCACUUUAGGAGGGGCAGAAGCUUUAUCUUUGCAAAAUAAGAUUGGAAACUUCGAGGAAGGCAAGGAUUUUGAUGCCCUCAUCAUCGAUGCUGAUGUAGAGGAUUCAGCUGCUGAUUAUUUUGUUGAUUGCAACUGUUUGGAGUUGUUACAAAAGUUCGUGUUUUUGGCCGAUAAUAGAAACAUUCAACAGGUUUAUGUGUCUGGAAAGCAAGUAGUGUAAAUAGUGUUAUCAAUGUAUACUGGGUAUACGUAUGUCUAUUUAUGCCAUGUUAAUAUUUAUUUAAUAUUUCAAUCAUUUUUGUCGAUAAAUAGCUAAAUAGUAUUAUUUAGAAAAGUUACUUCAAAUUAGAUUUUAAGUACUGUAUUAAUAAAUAUAUUUGUAUAUUUGUUUUUUUCCUCAA
Messenger RNA from Brassicogethes aeneus, 1824 nucleotides. NCBI's taxonomy places the organism in Eukaryota, Metazoa, Arthropoda, Insecta, Coleoptera, Nitidulidae. The record is from the annotation of a GenBank genome assembly.